AAAGAGAAGGUUAACAGGAAGUUAGAUGAAAGCUGGCUGGCAGGAGAGACUAGCUAGUUAGCGGUUUUUCCAUCGUUUACAGUACCUUUUUAUUUCACAAUAGUGGAUUUUCAAAAGGAAGAACAUUCGGAAACAUGAGAACACCAUUGUGGGAUCGUAGAAAUACAGCGCCAAAACUAUGCUUUUCACUUUUCGGCUUCCUCCUUUUUGUUGUUCCCAACGUUAUUACGGCUCUAAGCGUCGGCGAGGCGAGGCUUGUCAGAAGCAGCACUAAUGAUGAAGCGAAAGAGAUUGAAGACUACCAAAAAUACUAUAAUUAUUUGGAAAUGACCCAGCUACUGAAGUCCAUGGCGUUGAAAUAUCCUCAUAUCGCAAACCUAUCCAGUAUAGGCCUGUCCGUGCAAGGCAGGGAGUUGUGGGUUAUGCGAAUCACAAAGGACCCCAACGCCGACAUACCGGGGAAACCCAAAUGUAAAUACGUGGGGAACAUGCACGGAGAUGAAACAAUCUCUAGGCAAGUAUUGUUAUACCUUGUGGAGUACCUACUGGCGAGGUUUGGAGAGGACGCGCGCAUCACGGAGUUGGUGACGAACACGGAUAUUUACAUUAUGCCCAGUAUGAACCCAGACGGGUUCGAAAAGUCCUUGGAAGGGGACUGCAAUGGCGUCUCGGGGGGUCGUUCAAACGCCAAUAACAUUGACCUCAACAGAAGUUUUCCCGACCAGUUUGACAAAAUCAACGUCACGCAAGAGGACAUUCCCGAGGUUACAGCUGUCAUUAAAUGGAUCCUGGACCAAAAGUUUGUGCUGUCAGGGAACCUCCAUGGGGGCACUGUGGUGGCCAGCUAUCCCUUUGAUGACUCCGCUUCCCACAAGAUGCAGGGUUACUACAGCCGCUCUGUGGACGACAAGCUCUUUAAACACCUGGCACUGACCUACGCCAAGAAUCACCCUGUCAUGAGGACCGGGGAGCCCAAAUGCCCUGACUCCCCCGACGAGACCUUCAAAGAUGGCAUCACAAAUGGAGCAGAGUGGUAUGAUGUGCCUGGAGGUAUGCAGGACUUUAAUUACCUGAAUGGAAACUGCCUGGAGAUCACCAUAGAGCUGAGUUGCUGUAAAUUUCCAUUAGCCUCCGUUUUAAAGAAGGAGUGGGACUACAACAGGGAGUCGCUUAUUGCCUAUUUGGAGCAGGUCCACAUUGGAGUGAGAGGCUACGUGAAGGAGGCUACUAGUGGGACACCGCUGCCUGACGUCAGGAUUGUGGUGGCAGGCAUCAACCACAACCUCACCACGGCCCAGUUUGGUGACUACUACCGGUUGCUGCUCCCAGGGACAUACAAUGUAUCUGCUGUAGCCACAGGGUACAUGACCAGCACGGCAUUUGGGGUCCGAGUUGCAGAGGGCAAGGCCGCCGAACUCAACUUCACUCUGACACCCUUGGGAAAGGAACCUAUUGAAGGCAUAGCCAAAUCCUCUACCCCUACCACCACUACAGCCCAAGCGGUCUCCACCUCUACUGAGCCCUCCAGCACCGUCCCUGAGAUGGAGGCCGCUGAUGAUUCAAUAAUCUCCAAUUCCCCGGAGGUCCAGCCCCCAUCCCAGCCUGAGCACCAGCCCAUCCAGCCACAGAAAUUCCGCCACCACGGAUAUAAUGACAUGGAGCUGUUCUUGCGGAUGUACAGGACUGACUUCCCCUCAAUUACCCAUCUCUACUCUGUUGGGAAGUCGGUUCAGGACAAAGAGCUGUACGUCAUGGUGAUUUCAGACAACCCCACCGUCCACGAGCCAGGUGAACCAGAGUUCAAGUACAUAGCUAACAUGCAUGGGAACGAGGUGGUAGGUCGGGAGUUGCUCCUCAACCUCAUUGAGUACCUCUGCCUUAACUAUGGCAGCGACCCUGAGGUCACCCAGCUGGUCAAUUCAACCCGGAUACAUAUCAUGCCUUCCAUGAAUCCUGACGGUUAUGAGAUUGCCAAAGAGGGUGAUGUCCGAGGGUACACAGGACGCAACAACAGUAACAACUAUGAUCUGAACCGUAACUUCCCUGACCAGUUUACUGUCAUCACUGAACCCAGGCAGCCUGAAACCGUCGCCGUAAUGAACUGGAUCCGGAAUAAUCCCUUUGUGCUCUCAGCCAACCUACACGGAGGGUCACUGGUGGUUAACUACCCAUUUGACGAUGACAAGCAGGGACGUUCAGAGUACAGCAAAUGCCCUGAUGACAAGGUCUUCCAACAGGUGGCCAGAGCCUACUCUCAGGAAAAUGAGCUGAUGCACAAAGGGCAUCCUUGUGAGAGCCUUUACCCACAGGAGUUCUUUGAGGACGGCAUCACCAACGGCGCCAACUGGUACAAUGUCCCUGGAGGGAUGCAGGACUGGAACUACCUGAACUCCAACUGUUUUGAGGUGACUAUAGAGUUGGGCUGUGUGAAGUACCCGAAGGCCCAGGAACUUCCCUCGUACUGGGAACAGAAUCGCAGAGCCUUACUGCAGUUCAUCCACCAGGUUCACAGAGGAGUGAAGGGCAUGGUGAAAGACAGGAAAGACGGUACGGGCAUCCCCAAUGCCACCAUAACGGUGGAGGAGAUCGAUCAUCCAGUCACCACUAGCUUGGCUGGAGACUACUGGAGGCUGCUGAUCCCUGGAACGUACCACCUCACAGCUUCGGCACAGGGGUACAACUCCGUUAAGAUCUACGCCACAGUGCCGGAGGAGGGAGUGGAGAUUGUUGACUUCCGGCUGACACGGGUGCAUUUGGAGCCCAAUGGCCAGGCAUCUAAGGACCUGGGGGCCACCCAGGACCCUGCAGAGGUGGAGUUACAGAGCUUCAUUAAGGAGCUUUCACUGGGCCAGGGGCUGGAGCAGCUGAUUCAGAGUACAGCAACAGAGAGCAUCUUCAGAUACCGACGCUACCAGGAGCUGUCAGAGUUUCUACGGGGUUUGACUCUCAACUUCCCCAAGAUUACUUUACUGCGCAGUUUGGGCCACAGUGUGGAGUUCCGAACCAUCUGGGCCUUGGAAAUCUCCAACAAACCUGACGAGCCCGAGCCGUCCAAACCAAAGAUCCGCUUUGUGGCCGGUAUCCAUGGCAACGCACCUGUGGGCACGGAGCUACUUCGGGAGUUUGCUGCCUUCCUCUGCAUUAACUACGGCAAAAACCCAGCCAUUACCAGGUUGAUCAAUGAGACCCGCAUCAUCAUCCUUCCCUCCAUCAACCCAGACGGACGAGAGCUGGCGCGAGAGAAGCAGUGCAACUCUACUUUGGGAAUGACCAACUUACAUGGCAAAGACCUGGACACUGACUUCUUUGGUAACGCCUCACACCGUGUCGUUGAGGCUCAGCCAGAGACCAGGGCAGUGAUGAAUCUGAUCUUAGAGAGAGGCUUCUCACUCUCUGUGGCCUUGGAUGGAGGCUCCCUGUUGGCUACCUAUCCUUAUGACAAGCCUGUGCAGCCAGUCGAAAAUGAGGAAACUCUGAAGUACUUGGCCAAUGUGUAUGCCACAAACCAUCCCAAGAUGUACCUGGGGGAUACAGGAUGUCAAAUCAAUGGCCAGAUGGGGAACAUUCCGGAUGGAGUUCUCAGGGCAGCUGAGAGGCAAAGUCACAUGGGCAGCAUGAAGGACUUCAGCGUGGACUUCGGCCACUGUCCAGAGAUCACAGUGUAUACCGGCUGCUGUCUGUUUCCCCCGGCUGGACAGCUGGCCACACUGUGGACCGAAAACAGGAAGGCAUUGCUCAGCAUGCUGGUGGAGGUCCAUAAAGGGGUGCGCGGGAUAGUAAGGGAUAAGAGUGGCAAACCCAUUGUGGGGGCCAUGAUUGUGUUGAAUGGAGGUGUGCGGGUGUUCUCGGGUGAGGGAGGCUACUUCCAUGCCCUGCUAGCACCAGGAAACCACAACGUUGAGGCUGUGGCCGAUGGCUAUCAGCAGCAACGGCAUGAGGUGGUUGUGUCUGCGUAUGAAGCCGCCAGCUACAUCGUCAUUGAGUUUGACAUGGACAACCGCAUCUUUGGUCUGCCCCGGGAGUUCGUUGUGGCUACUGCAGCGGCCUCCAUGACGGCCCUGGUGGUAACAGCCUGUAUCAUCUGGUGCGUGUGCUCGGCUAAAUCCGGCCAGCAGAAGGACGGUUUCCACCGGCUGCGCCAACACCGUGAUGACUAUGAGGAUGAGAUCCGCCUCAACUCCAUUGGCUCCAAGAAGUCCCUGCUCUCCAAUGAGUUCCAAGAUGAGAGUGAGAGCGACGAGGACACGCUCUAUGCCAACGCCAACAAAUUCUGAGCUGGAUCUUGGAUCUGUCUUGAGAUACUCUGGGGUCCUACAUACAUAAAAUGCAUAAUGUACAAAGCCAGUCUGGCUUGUAUUUAUUAGGCAGCCGUCAAAUGAACGUGGACUGAAACAGGAAGGGACUCCCUGGACUUCCAAAAAGAAAAAGGUUUUAAUGUUUUACAAUGGUGCCCCAAUGAAUGCUGUCCAUCUCGGUGACUGUUAGGUUGGCCAUUAUGGUGCCCUAUAGCUCUGCCCUACUGGAAAGGAGGAGGGAAAGGCUGGAGGUGGAGGAAGAGGGCUCCUUGUUGUCCGUCCUCAUACGAUGCUUCUGUCAACCCCUCAUCAACCUCCACAUAGAUUUAUUGAAUUCUACUUGAAACUUGUUCACAUUAACAAACUACCGUAAUUUUACAUAUUUCAAUAAAUGUCAUUUUUGUUUUUGUCAAUGGAAGUCAGUUUUGCCACAUUCUAGUUAGACAAUAUUUCUGAGUGAGCAUAAAACACAGUGCCUUUCCUGCUGUAGAUUUAGGCUAGACCACUCAUUUAGGGCUGCAGUAGAGAAGCAUCGUGUUGUGGGUACCAGAAACAUAGUAAAUAUACACAAUUAGAGUCUGUGAUCCAUCAGAUACUCAGGUGGUAUGGAUGGCACAUUAGUCAUCCAGGAUUCAUGCAGGGCUCUAUUGGGCAUACAUGACAAGGUCCUCUAUGCAUAGUACUAUGUGCACUGUAUGUUAAAGAUGGGCAGGAAGGCAGGAAUCCCCACUUAAUUGGUCAGGGAAAGUUCUAUGAAAUUUAUUUAGAAAAUGAAUGGUU
Messenger RNA from Esox lucius (northern pike), 5075 nucleotides. RefSeq names its product carboxypeptidase D, a (gene cpda). The record is from RefSeq and is a predicted model, not a curated record. Gene Ontology annotation, molecular function: zinc ion binding; metallocarboxypeptidase activity. NCBI's taxonomy places the organism in Eukaryota, Metazoa, Chordata, Actinopteri, Esociformes, Esocidae. The transcript has 21 exons. Gene Ontology annotation, biological process: proteolysis. The coding region runs from base 135 to 4274 and encodes 1379 amino acids.